AUGGUAGAGAAACUUGGUCUAGAAAAGACAAAGCAUCCGCAUCCAUAUAGGCUAAGGUGGUUAGAUGAUAAGGUUGAGCUUAAAAUUAAAGAACAAGUGACCAUUCCAUUUAGCAUUGGUAAGUAUCAAGAUGAAGUAGUUUGUGAUGUAGUCCCUAUGCAAGCUGGACAUGUAUUGUUAGGAAGACCAUGGCAGUGGGAUAGAGAAACUAAGCAUGAUGGUAGAACUAAUAUGUAUACAUUCAUGCAUGAUAAGCGUAAGAUAAGCUUAGCACCUCUCACCCCAGCACAAGUUCAUGAAAUUCAUUUGCAAAUGCUGCGUAAGAAGGCUGCUGCUACCAAACACACAAUGCUACUAAUGAUCUUUAAGGAGCUUUUGAGUGCAGGUUCUGAUGAGUUAAUUCUUCAUCCAGAGAUUACUAAGCUUCUUGACAUGUUCAAAGAUGUGUUUCCAGAGGAGAUUCCAAACGGUUUACCCCCACUCCGAGGCAUUGAGCACCAGAUAGAUUUUGUGCCAGGAGCUGCUCUGCCAAACAAACCGGCUUAUAGGGUGAACCCGGAAGAGACUAAGGAGUUGGAGAGACAAGUUCAGGACCUAUUGGACAAAGAUACGUGA
Messenger RNA from Brassica napus (rape), 615 nucleotides. RefSeq lists its product as uncharacterized. Bases 1 to 615 code for a protein of 204 amino acids. Lineage: Eukaryota; Viridiplantae; Streptophyta; Magnoliopsida; Brassicales; Brassicaceae. The transcript has 2 exons. The record is from RefSeq and is a predicted model, not a curated record.